AACUGGUUAAUUCAAAAAAAUUCGACCGUUAAAGAUCGUAUCUUUCCUUUCCAAUCGUCUCCUUUCAUUCAAAGCCAUUAAAAUUUAGCCUUUAAACCAGGAGCACUGUUCUUUCUCUCCUCUUCUUUCGUCGAGAAGAAUCCCAGAGAUGGGGAGCGAAGGCAGAUUACUGAGUCCAAGAAACCCGAAGAACGCACCGGGCGAAUCCACCACCACCACCACCAAUGCUGUCUUCAGUCCCAGAUUCAAAUCAGUGGCCGCCAUGGCUGGCUGGGAUGAAGAAACCCUUUUGAGUGCAAGCCUCAUCGUUGACGACACGCCUGAUCGCAUCUUCAAGCACAAGAAACGCUCUGAGCUCCAAUUCAAGACCUCUCCGGCGAGUAGUUCAAGAAGAAAACGAAGGGUUCAAAGUAGUCCUGUUACGAUUCCUAUUGUCACUCUUGAUCUUGAUGAUGAAGAAACUAAAAAAGAUGAGACUAAUAAAGAAAAUUCAGAACCGAAAGCUUCUGUGGCUGAAGAGAAGGGAAAAACAGGAGAAGCAAUUUUGGUUGAACAGAACUCUAGUGUUGGUGCCUCGAGCUCAGGACUUCCUUGCAUGGAUAAGCUCAGGGAAGAGCUUUCUUGCGCUAUUUGUUUGGACAUUUGCUUUGAACCUACUACAACUCCUUGUGGACACAGUUUCUGUCUUAAAUGUUUGCGAUCUUCUGCAAGCAAAUGUGGGAAGAAGUGUCCCAAGUGCAGACAGCUUAUAAGCAAUGGAAGGUCCUGCACAGUGAAUACUGUUCUUUGGAACACUAUACAACUUCUUUUUCCACAAGAAGUUGCAGCCAGAAAGGCAGCUGGAGCCUUGAACAGUAGAGAAUCAGAGCGUCGAGUCCCUGAAACGGCCUUUUAUAACAGUUUGAGGAAUGAAAGUCCACAAGAUUCACCAUUAACAUCAACCAGAGCAGAAACCGCAAGGAGAAGAAGAAUGAGACAAAUACAAAACGAGAGCCCUACAUUGAGCUCAGGAGAUGGGGCCACUUCAAACCGGGCUACCAGGGUUUCAACCAGAGAUAGAAGUUCCCGAAGUAGCAGCAGAGGGAUACCAAGUCAAGAUGAGGAUGCUGCCUUAGCUCUCAGGUUACAAAGGGAGGAGUUUUUGGGGGCUGUUAGGGGAACUAUUAACCAAUCUAGUGCUUUUAGUUCUUUUUCUUUGGCAGUUAGAGGAACAAGCAGCCAACAGCCUAGUGCAAAUAGUUCUAUUUCCUUAACUAGACCAAACCAAUCUAGUACUACUAGUAGCUCUCUAGCUAGACCAAACCAAACUAGUACUACUGGUAGCUCUCUUUCUUCUGCUAGAGAGAACCAAUCUAGUACUAAUUCUUUUUCCUUGGCUAGAGCCAACUUGAGAGCCAUGGCAUCUAGAGCCAUUACCCUUCGAGUUAGGGGCCGACAAAACAGUUAAUUUAGUCUGUCAUGGGUGUUUCUUAAUAGCCGCUCAAUCAAUCCUAUUGAGUGAGUUUUUAUAACAAAUUCAAGGUAGUUCACACUAGUCAUAUGAGACUAAUAACUUGCUCAAAAAUAACAUUUCCUCUUAAUGUUGGUGUCACUUUUUUAGGGGUCUUUUUUCUUGCAUGAAUAUUAUUACUUACUCAAUCCUAUUGAGUGAGAAUUGUAACAAAAUCAGGGGUCUUUUUAUUAUUAUUAAGAAAUGAGGUUGGUGUUAUGUUU
This is a messenger RNA of Humulus lupulus (European hop), 1713 nucleotides long. RefSeq lists its product as uncharacterized. Gene Ontology annotation, cellular component: site of double-strand break; nucleus. Gene Ontology annotation, biological process: double-strand break repair. Gene Ontology annotation, molecular function: metal ion binding; ubiquitin-protein transferase activity; nucleosome binding. Lineage: Eukaryota; Viridiplantae; Streptophyta; Magnoliopsida; Rosales; Cannabaceae. The coding region runs from base 149 to 1447 and encodes 432 amino acids. The record is from RefSeq and is a predicted model, not a curated record. The transcript has 6 exons.